AUGUGUCUGAGAGUGGAGGAGUGGUACUACUGCUACAGUCAAUCUUGCCCUGGGUGCGGAUCAAAGGGGUGCAACUCUCGAGGGUGGACGGCAGCCAUCAACAUUCGACUGGAACUUGCACUUCCAACCACUCCACAUACAAUCUCGCCAUCAAACUUCACUCGGUUGGUCUCUCCUCUUCACGCUUUAGGCCAGGAUGGGUGUGCAGGCUUACCGAAACCUUUGCUCUCCAAUACUAUAGGAUUAUGGACGCUCAUCUCACCCGUCGCCCGUCCAGUCAAUCUCGAGACGAUGGGCAGCAAGAAAUUGGCCAUAGAUUCAUCCAUCUGGCUCUAUCAGUUUCAAAAAGCGAUGAGGGAUCGCGAAGGAAAAGGGAUCGUGAAUGCUCAUAUCUUAGGUUUCCUGCGAAGGAUUUCGAAACUGUUGUACUAUGGUAUCAAACCUGUAUUUGUAUUCGAUGGCGGUGUCCCAACACUCAAAAAACAAACCAUUAACGAAAGGAAGAAACGGAAACGAGGCGUGCAGGAGAAUCUGGCAAAGACGGCGGAGAAGUUACUCGCAGCCCAACUUAGACAAGCAGCCGUAAUAGAAGCCCAAAAGCGUUCGCAAGUUAAAGCAACAGGUGAACUGAUCACACCAGAUGCUGUAUACUUCGACCAUCCGAUUGCCCAAGACUUUUCCGAAAAGAAUGCCGCUCGGAAGAAACGCCAGUCGGAUCCCAUGGACCCAACUACCACAACCAGCACUACCACUACCACACCAAUUCCUUCACCUACAAAAAAGUCAAGAUUUGUUCCUAAGGAUCAGUACCAACUUCCACCCAUUGAAAAGGUGCCUUCGGUUACCGAGAACGACUCAGAUCAUCGAUUGGCAACUGAGAUGGAAUUAAAGCAAUUCAUCCACGAGUUCACUCCUGAAGAUUUGGAUAUCAACUCGCCUCAUUUCCAGUCUCUAUCGACUGAAUUGAAGUAUGAAAUCAUCGGCGAUCUCCGCAUCAAGUCUCGUCAGCCCAAUAGAACGAGGGUGGAGGCGAUGCGCAAGACGAAUGAUCAUGAAUUCAGCCAAACACAGAUCUUGAACCUCAAGAAACGUAACGAUCUUACUCAGAAGCUUUUAACUGUUACUGAUAUGGUCGCCAAGGCCAACCUGACCAUUCCCAUCAAAAUCGCUGCUCAAAGAAACAAGGAAUACGUCCUCGUCAAAGCCUCAGAGGGUUGGAUCUUAGGGAUUGAAAAUGAUGAUCAGAAGGACACUGGGAGUGCUACGAACCCAGUGAAGGUCGACGCAGAAUCCGAGGACGAGGAUGUAGAGUUCGAGGAAGUUAAAAUGGACACUCCGAAGCGAGAUAAGCAAUUGUCAAAGGAUUCAGACGAUGAACUUGAAUUCGAAGAAGUCCCUCUACCAGCUGCGCCUAGCAAGCCUAAGCCAACCCGAGAGCAGCAAGAAGCUGACUGGAGGGAGGCCAUCCGCUUUCAUUAUGGGACGAGGGACCCCGAUUCAGCAGUCGAGGUGGAGGAGACCUCCGCCCCCAAGUCUAAGGAUGAAGUCGAGCUAUUUCGACAAUCAGAUGAGGAGGAUGAAGUGAUGAGAGACAUCAUAUCUGAAUUGGUGGCCCAUGACACUUCUAACCAGUCUGGCCCUAAUCGCGACUUGGGCGAGGGAUCGAGUAAGGGAACUAGAACGAUGACUCCGCAGAAUAAACCAACAGAGACACCAAAGCAACAGUUCAAUACACUUGCUAGUACUACUUCGCCUACAAAGUCUCAACCACACGUCGCUUCUAAGGAGAUGAUCAAUAGCAUCUUGGAAUCGGUUGAAUUAGAAGAGGACGACAAUUUCCUGAUACCUUCAACCAUUCCGCCCCUGCCAGAAACUCAAACAGCCUCACAAGCUAAUCCAACUCAAACUGUUACCUCCAAUCCAGAAGAAUCGCCGAUCUUGUCGACCGAAAAAGCUGACCGGCAAAAUAAGCAAAUCAGUCAAGAAUCAGAUCUCCGAUCUAACGAAACCGUCACAAUGCCUGACGAUGAUACACCUCAAGUCACAAUUCCAUCUAUUGCUAAUACGUCAACACUCGGUGAGGCGGCAAGCGAAGCUCCUAAGCGCGAUCAAGAUGAGCCGCCUUCCUUGGAUUCCAGCGAGAACCGAACGAAAUCUUGUCCUAGCACAGUCCUGGAAAGGAAAGAUAAUUUGCCACCAGAGGAGCUCCCGAAAAGCACUGACACAUCUUCUAAUGACCCAAGCAAGCCGUCGAAUUUGUCACCGUCACCAUCGUCAUUGCCAGAAGGACAGACUCUUCCUUCUACAUCUAUUGGUCAUGUUCCAAUUAGUCAAUCCAAGCUUUCUACUUCUGAGGCAAAUUCGAAUCUUCUACCCAGUCCGACUAUUUCCACCUCCAAAGAAACCCCGAGUCAAGAUCGAGCCGUGCAUUUUGCUUCGGACACCACUGAAUUGGACAAGGCUUCUCCUGACAAGAUCGAAGAUGAUCGUUUGGUCCCACAAGGUGACAAGUCCCCUCAGCAAGGUGAGGCGAAGCGGUCAGACUUGGGAAACAAUAACGUACGCUCAGAGUCACCCGAAAUCAGCAUUCCAUGGUCUCGCACACCGACGCCCGAGCGAUCAAUCGAGAAAGAAGCUGAGGCAAUUGGCUCGGAUGAAGAAGAAUUCAAUCGAGUGAUCGAGGCGGAAGAGAAAGCAAUAGAUGCGAAUCUUGCAAUGGAGUCAAACGAAUGGGAAAGCUUUCUGUCAGGUUUGGAGGAUCAGGAGAAACUUGAGGGGAUCAGACAAGAAGCCGACUCGGAGGUCCAACGAUUGAAGGAACAAAAGGCGAAAGAUAGGAGGGAUGCGGAUGAUGUUAAUCUCCAAAUGUCUCAGGAUAUCCAAAACCUGUUGAAAUUGUUUGGGAUCCCCUUUGUCGUUUCACCCAUGGAAGCAGAGGCGCAAUGUGCGGAACUAUUGAAGUUGGGCUUAGUAGAUGGGAUCAUCACUGAUGAUUCGGAUGUCUUCUUAUUUGGAGGCCACCGAGUUUACAAGAAUUUGUUCAACCAGAACAAGUUUGUAGAAUGUUACCUGAUGAAUGAUUUGGAUCAAGAGUUAGGGCUCGAUCAACAGAAGCUCAUCCAACUAGCCUUCCUAUUGGGUUCGGAUUACACCGUCGGCUUGAACGGCGUCGGCCCAGUGACCGCCAUGGAAAUCUUGUCCGAAUUCGAUCCUGCCUUUUCGGCUGGCGUAGCCACUGCUCAUCAUAAUCCUAAUCUAUCCGGUCUCUUGAACUUUAAAAACUGGUGGGAGAAAGUUCAGGUGGGUAAGGAUACUGAACUCGAGUCUCGAACAUCCUUCAGGAAAAAAUUUCGUAAAAAAAAGGAUAAAAUUUGGAUUGACGAUCAUUGGCCCAACCCCGCUGUGGCCGAGGCUUAUCUUCAUCCAACGGUUGAUCAUUCGACUGAGAAGUUUGUUUGGGGAUUACCUGAUCUAGAUGGAAUUCGAGAGUUUUUGUACGAUCAUCUGAGCUGGUCGUCCAUCAAAACCGAUGAAGUGAUUGUCCCAUUGAUUAAAAGACAAACUCAAAGGUUGAAUGGUACGGUUCAGACUCAAGGGGUCUUGGACGACUUUUUCGAUUAUUCGGUCGAGAGUAAUAAGACUAAUCGGCUUGCACCGCCUCGUAUUGACAGCGGAAUUUCAAGCCAAAGAUUACAAAAAAUAGUCCAGAACUGGCGAGAGAAAAAAAAGAAGCAGCAAGCCAACAAGAAUCAUGGAAAGGAGAAGACAACAGAGCAGCAGCAAGAAGAAGACGAAGGGUCCUUAUCGGAGGAGGUUGUUGUGCGUCCUUCUGGCAAGCGACCAAAACGAGCCAAGCCGAUCAAGCCAACAGCAGCAGAAAACCCACCACGAAAGGUCCGGAAAACUCAGCCGAAAAAAAAGAUUGCGCCGGUCGACAAACCCUCGGCCACGUCUCGACCCGCCACUCGUCAACCAGCUCGAUCCAAACAGAAAGAGCCCAGUGCUCAGGUCGUUCAAACUACCACUUAUAGGUCUAGUAAGAGAAUCAAAUCUAACCCGUCCAAAAAAUCUACAACAAAGAGCGAUGAUCAAGAGUCUGGUGAGACCGACAUCGAGCUGCUUCCCGUCCUCGGGUCGUCUUCCGGUCUGGAUGAUUCGCAGUCUGAUUUUGACUUCUCUUCCUCCUGUUCCGAUGGUGAAGAUGAAGAAUAAAGUGUUUUGAAAAGUUGUUGAAGAACC
Molecule: messenger RNA, 4239 nt
Organism: Puccinia graminis f. sp. tritici CRL 75-36-700-3
Lineage: Eukaryota; Fungi; Basidiomycota; Pucciniomycetes; Pucciniales; Pucciniaceae
Exons: 8
Coding region: 1-4212 (1403 amino acids)
Biological process (GO): nucleotide-excision repair
Cellular component (GO): nucleus
Molecular function (GO): DNA endonuclease activity; single-stranded DNA binding
Source: RefSeq, a predicted model, not a curated record